AUGUUUGACUCAGCCCCCGCGCUCUCCCCCGCUCCCCAUCCCUCACCUGAGCCAUCUGACAAUCGGCAUCAUAAGAAUCCCGGCGUUCCGGAGCUGUCGACCCGUGGGUUCGGCCGAGGACGAGGGCCUCCGUGGGCCCCACCUCGCGCAGGGAAGGGGAGGUCCGUCGCCCUGCCCUCAUCCGACGACAACUCGAUCACAGCUCGAUGGUGUUGUCUUGCCGGCAUGCCCCCUCCCCCCACUCCUCCAUGGCGGACUAUCCCACCGCCUGCUCGCUCCUUGUCCCAUCCUGUCCUGUCCUACGCCCGGCGCGCGAUUCCUUUCUUCGAUCCGAGGUCCUGCCCUCCGCCCGGACCAAGAUUCGCGGUUCCGCCCGCGAGGAGCCAGAUUCGCAGUCAAUCCGGUCCCGGACCGAGGCGGCGAUGGGUUUCACUGGCCCUGACAAAAGUCCGACGGGUAGAAAGUUCCAGCCACAGUACAGCGCCUGUCAGUCCGAGCUUCCGAACCUCUGGCAUUGUGUCUGUUGGUAGUCCACUCCUCACGAUGACGAACUCCCUCCCUCAGGUGAAUGGUACGGCAGGAGUCGCAGGACUGCGCGAGAGAACGAGAGUAGGUCAAAAUUCCGUUUAG
Messenger RNA from Marchantia polymorpha subsp. ruderalis, 630 nucleotides. Lineage: Eukaryota; Viridiplantae; Streptophyta; Marchantiopsida; Marchantiales; Marchantiaceae. The record is from the annotation of a GenBank genome assembly.